GACCCUCUACCUGUUUUGAAUGGGUUCUCAGUAAUGUUUGGUGUGUUCGUCAUGGAUGUGAAAAUAACAACAGUCUUCGGUCAUGUCAGAGUCGGAUAAUAAAGAGUCACCAUGUACACAGACACAAUGGACACCGUCGAAAUAUUCGAUACGCUAUAAUAUAAAGCAGAGUGAUUUUGCCUAAUGACAUCGAAACCAAAGGCCCAGGUAGCACCUCUGCCCUGGACUGAAAUCCUUGCUUAUUGGGUGCUGUCUUUUGGAUCUCAUCUGUACUCUUUCUAUGAACUGCACAUAUUUUCCAAAGAGCAUGAAGCAAGAUUAGAGAGAGAAUUCCAGCUGGAAAAAGGGCUUGUAAAUCAUUUCAAGGACCACACAGACUUUGAGUGGAGUUUCUGGACUGAAUGGGCAAAGAAAUCUUUAUUGUGGAGUUUGUUCUGGCAUGGUGUGAUCUCAAGGUUGACCAGCAUAUUUUACCCCAAGCUCAGGGUGCCAGCUCUCACCAUUUUUGGCCUUGCAGCAGCCAGCAGACUAUUGGGCAUAAAAGGUGUAAUUGUACUGCUGGUACAUCUUGGCCUUUCAUUUUUAGUAGCACAGCUUAGAAGACCUGCUCUGUGUUGGGCCUGUAACCUACUGCUGCUCUCCACCCUGCAUUUUCAAACACUACAAGACAUCCAGAGGGGCUGGUAUGAGACCGAGGAGGAGUACUAUCUGCUUCUCUUCAGUGUUGCUGUCUGUGGUUUACGCUUCAUCAGUUACAGCCAGGAGCACUGCUGGUGCCCUGCACAACCUGGUGGAGCAGUGCAGUUCUGUUGGUUGUUAUCAUACACUUUCUAUCACCCCUUUUUCUACAAUGGACCUAUUAUCACUUACAAAGACUAUAUUCAGCAGAUGCAGAGCCCUGCUGAGGACACCGACAGAAAUGGAGCCACGUUAGGUUUCUUGAUGCUCAGGACCGGACGCAUCCUAGUGUGGUGGUGUAUCGCAGAAUAUAUGAUUCACAUGAUGUACAUGCACUCCAUCCAGAGCAAUGAGACCUAUUUAGAGAUUCUUCCUCCUUGGGCUUUGGGUGGUCUGGCCCUGGCCCUGGUCCAGUUCUUCUAUGUGAAAUAUCUUGUACUAUUCGGCCUUCCGUCCAUGUUGGCUACAAUGGAUAAACUUGUUCCCCCAAGGCUUCCUCGCUGUGUCAGCAUCAUGUACAGUUUCACAGGGAUGUGGAGGCAUUUUGAUGAGGGCCUCUAUCGAUGGCUCAUCAGAUAUAUCUACGUGCCACUGGGCGGUUCCCGGCAUGGUCCUCUGUGGAAAGUGUUCUCCACUGGCCUGGCGUUUGGAUUUGUCUGCCUGUGGCACGGCGGCCAUGACUACUUACAGUACUGGGCACUGAUGAACUGGGCUGGAGUUCUGGUGGAGAAUGGAUUCAAGUCUCUCUUUGUGUCAUCAUUUAUUCAUUCUCUUAUUGAGCAGCAUUUCUCUGCUGCCAUGAAAAGGCGUUGCAUUGCCCUUCUCUCUGCCUUCUCCACUGCCAUGCUCAUCCUCUCUAAUCUGGUGUUCCUCGGGGGGAUCCAUGUUGGUAGAAUCUUCUGGAAGCGAGUCUUCAUUCAAGGCUGGUCGACCAUGGCCCCGCCUAUGUUGGCUUUCCUCUACUGUUUUGCUCAGAUCGGACUGGAGUGGACUUCUCACCCACCAUGAGUCACCUUGACUUUGCUUUACAGUCAGAAUCUCAGCCACCGGAUGACCACAAGAACCCACUGAGUCCGAUGCCUCGUCUUUACCAGCCGGAGGCUCUGUGGUGAAUCUGGCUCAGGCCCAGAGACCUGGUCCAAACCUGGCUGAGCGGAUACUUUGAUAACUUGUGAGAUAUCACAAACUAAGACCUACAGAGCCAGUGUUUAUUCUUUUUAAUGAGAGUAUUUCUUUUUAUUUUAGAACACAAGUGCACAUGUACUAUACUUUAACACACUGGCUCAUACUGAAAAUUGAGCCUGUUUUAGCUGCAUUCACACACAUUUUCUACUCGAUUAGCUUCAUUUGAAUCACUGCAUUUCUAAGAAACUAUUAAAGUAAAUAUAUGGACCCUGAA
Sphaeramia orbicularis (orbiculate cardinalfish) is the source of this 2077-nucleotide messenger RNA. RefSeq names its product hedgehog acyltransferase (gene hhat). Gene Ontology annotation, molecular function: palmitoyltransferase activity. The transcript is spliced from 12 exons. The record is from RefSeq and is a predicted model, not a curated record. Gene Ontology annotation, biological process: protein palmitoylation. NCBI's taxonomy places the organism in Eukaryota, Metazoa, Chordata, Actinopteri, Kurtiformes, Apogonidae. The coding region runs from base 184 to 1686 and encodes 500 amino acids. Gene Ontology annotation, cellular component: endoplasmic reticulum.